AUGAGCAGCAGCAGCAGCAGCAGUGACUCAGCAGAGAGCCAAGGCGAGCAGAAUCAAGGCGUGGGACAGGACGUGGCAGUGGCCGACGGUCAGCGUGUUCAGAUGGCAAUGUUUGGAGCUAUCAGUGAGUUUGUGGAGGGACACGAGGAAUGGACGGAGUACGAGGAAAGGUUGGGACACUUUUUCUCUGCAAAUGACAUUACGGAGGAGGCUAAAAAGCGCUCCAUUCUCCUGAGUGUGUGUGGGGCAAAGACCUACAAAUCAAUAAGGAACUUAGCCACUCCACGGAAACCAGGAGAGUUGUCUUAUGAUGAGAUUGUCCUGCUCGUGGCAAACCACCACAACCCAAAACCCUCUGUGAUUGUGCAACGGUUUAAAUUCCACAGCCAUUUCAGGAGGCAAGGUCAGUCAGUGUCCAACUUUGUAGCCGAGCUACGCCAGCUAUCUGAACAUUGUGAUUUUGGAGCAGUGCUUGAUGACAUGCUCCGUGAUAGAUUAGUCUGUGGCAUUAAUGAGAACGCCAAUCAGCGCCGCCUGCUGGGGGAAACGCCACCAUUGACUUUUCAGAAGGCCUUUGACAUUUCCCAGGGCAUGGAAAUGGCCGCAAAUGAUGCCAAGGAUAUCCAAAAAGGAAAUGGAUCACAGGCAGGGGCAGUGUACCAAGUCAGGAAAGAGACUGGUAGGCCAGGAAAACGGGUGGAGUGCUUUAGGUGUGGGGGGUCACACUAUGCAAAUGACUGUAAAUUUAAAGAUGCUGUCUGUCAUGCAUGCAAUAAGCGGGGCCAUUUGGCAAAAAGGUGCAGAAGCUCUAAGGGCAGAGUUAAGCCUGGGGGGAGGAAACCUCAGCAGUCCCAGGGCCAAGCAGCCACACACCACCUAGAAGAGGAGGAGGGGGAGGCUGCGUGUUCAUAUAACAUGUAUGGCGUGGAAACAGACGAGGAGCCACCUGAGCCGUAUUAUGCUACUGUGGCCGUUAAUGGCAAAGACAUUAAGUUUGAAAUUGAUUCCGGAGCUACGGCCUCAGUCAUAAGUGAGGAGACCUAUAGGGCGUCGUGGGGGCCAAGUCUGCCUCCUAUCAGGCCAUCAAAGCUCAAGCUCAGGACUUAUACGGGCCAGCCCAUACCUCACUUGGGGGUGUUAUAUGUGGACAUUGCAACUGGGGGCCAGAGAGCUACAGCCAGGCUGGUGAUAGCCACAGGGAGCGGUCCUAGUCUAUUGGGCCGUGAUUGGCUUCGCAAACUCCGCUUGAACUGGCAUGAAAUUAAGUAUGCCCACACACACUCAAUGGAGGACAUUCUGCAGCGCUACAGUGAGGUGUUCAAGGAUGAGCUGGGCACAUUGAAGGGCGUGGCAGUGAAGCUGCAUAUGGACUCUGACGCCAAGCCACGGUUCUUCAAGCCCAGGCCAGUGGCUUAUGCCAUGAAAGGUAUUGUGGAAGAGGAACUGAACCGUCUGCAGAAAUUGGGCAUUAUAGAGCCUGUUCAAUUUUCCAGGUGGGCAGCUCCUAUUGUUCCAGUGUUAAAGGAAGAUAAAACGGCAAGGAUAUGCGGGGACUACAAGCUGACAGUGAAUCAAGGUUCUACGCAGGAGGAGUAUCCGUUGCCACGCGUUGAUGACCUUUUCGCGACCCUGUCAGGGGGGAAGCUCUUCACGAAGCUGGACAUGAGCCAUGCCUACCAGCAGUUGCUGCUGGACGAGGAGUCAAAGGAGUUUGUCACCGUCAACACACACAAGGGGUUAUUCAAGUACAACCGCCUAGUGUUUGGAGUGGCAUCCAGCCCUGCCAUUUUCCAAAGAACCAUGGACACUUUGCUGCAGGGGAUUCCUCAUGUGGCCGUUUUCUUGAUCACGGGGGCCACGGAGGAAGAGCAUCUGGCCAACCUUGAGCAGGUGCUGAAAAAGAUGCAGGAUGCUGGCCUGCGGUUGAAACAUCGCAAGUGUGUGUUCAUGGCACCUAGUGUGACCUACCUAGGUCACAAGGUCACAGCAGAGGGGCUUUGGCCCUUGGAGGACAAAGUGCGAGCCAUUAAGGAGGCGCCAAGCCCAAAGUCUGUACCUGAACUCCGAUCAUUUCUUGGUCUAGUGAACUAUUAUGGCAAGUUCCUGCAGGACCUCUCCCAGGUCCUGGCCCCACUGUACAAGCUGCUGCAUAACGACACUAAGUGGCAGUGGGGGAAAGAUCAGGAGAGAGCAUUCAGAGAAGUGAAAGGGCUCCUCCACUCCGAAAAAUUGCUUGUUCACUAUGACCCGGCCAAAGAGAUCACACUUUCCUGUGAUGCCUCGCCCUAUGGCGUGGGGGCGGUUCUCUCCCAUAUGAUGGAGGAUGGAUCUGAAAAGCCUAUUGGGUUCGCCUCCCGCACCCUGAAUUCGGCCGAGAGAGGUUACUCUCAGUUGGACAAGGAGGGGCUGGCCAGCGAGUCUAAAUGCAUUCCACCGCUGGCCUCAGCGAGAAUACAGCGUUGGGCCCUCACCUUGUCCGCCUACCAGUACACAAUUGUGUACAGAGCAGGUAAAGAUAAUUCAAAUGCAGAUGCACUGAGUAGACUGCCUUUACCUGAUACACCUGCUAGUUCAUAUGUGCCGCCCGAGACUGUUUUCUCCUUGCAGAGAGUGGCGGAGACACCUGUGAAGGCAGCCCAGAUCAGACAGUGGACGGACAGAGAUCCAGUGCUGUCUCAAGUAAAGACUUUCCUGUUGCAGGGGUGGCCCGGUGCGGUGGAGAGUGAGGCUCUCAAACCCUAUGCAAAGCGAAAGACUGAACUGAGUUUGCAAGAUGGAUGCAUUCUGUGGGGCGCGAGAGUGGUCGUGCCACCGCCAGCUCGUCCACGGAUUGUGGAAGAGAUUCACGAGACUCACCCAGGGGUGUCUCGGAUGAAGAGCUUUGCAAGGUCCUAUGUCUGGUGGCCGAAAAUGGAUCUGGAGCUGGAGUACAAGGUGAAAUCAUGCACACAAUGCCAGAUUAACCAAAACCUGUCACCACCAGCACCACUGCACCUAUGGGAGUGGCCAGACCGUCCAUGGUCUAGGCUGCAUGUGGACUUUGCAGGCCCUUUUAUGGGGCAGAUGUUCCUGAUCAUGGUCGACGCCCAUUCCAAAUGGAUAGAGGCCCACAUCAUGAGCAACAUCACCGCCCCAUCAACCAUAGGUAAACUCAGGCAAGUGUUCGCCAUUCACGGAUUGCCGGAUUCUCUGGUGAGUGAUAAUGGCCCGACGUUCACCAGUGAGCUGUUUAGUGAUUUCUUGCAGCAGAAUGGCAUUCUUCACAUCCGGACUGCUCCUUUCCAUCCGGCUUCAAAUGGAUUGGCAGAGAAGGUGGUUCAGACAGUGAAGGCGGGCCUGAAGCGGUUGACAGGAGACUCCAUCAGCACCCGACUGUCACGUUUCCUGUUUAACUACCGCCUUACUCCACAGACAACUACGGGACGCACGCCAGCAGAGAUGUUGAUGGGCCGUCGGCCCAAGUCUAAACUGGACCUACUGCGUCCAGACCUGAAAGCAAAGGUGGAGAGGAAGCAGGAGAAAAUGAAAGAGGGACAUGAUCAACAUGCCCGAGAAAGACAGUUGAAACCAGGUGACAAUGUCUAUGUGAAGGACUUUAGCCACAACAACAACCAGAAAUGGCUGCCUGGGGUCAUCCGUAGGCAGAGUGGUCCAGUCUCACAUGUGGUCAAACUGAGGGACGGACGGGAGUUUCGCAGACAUCAAGACCAUGUGCGCCUGCGUUAUGAUGCCAGUCCAGACACAGAGACAGUCACACAGUUGCCAUCGGCACGGCCCAAGGACAUGACACUGAGGGCUUUUUACCUCCCAGGGCACCAGAAUGUAGCAACAGACCUGCUGUCGAGAGGAGGUCCCCAUCCUGGCGAGUGGCGUCUGCACCCUCAGGUUGUGGACCAGACCACUGGGGACGGACGCCCUCAGUCUGUCAUGGCCCAGGGUGAGGCUGUAUGCAUUUCACCUGCUUCCCCUCCUUUCAGCAUUCCUCAGGAGUGUGAGGUAGCAGUGUGCUCGGGUGCUCUUGGUGGCACCAAGCUGGCCACAGACGCCAUGGAUGGCCGAGAUCUACGGGUUGCUGGAGGGCUGCCCAUGGCGGCUUCCAGUGAGACUGGACAUGUUGUCCCAGGUGCACAGCAGCAUUUGGCACCCAGAACCCCAGAUCCUGAAGCUUCAUGUGUGGCCCUUGAACGACGGCGCCUGUGUGCACUCAGCCUAGAUAGGGAGGUGGUGAACACCUUGCAGGCUGCACGGGCCCCCUCCACUCAGUGGUAG
Cololabis saira (Pacific saury) is the source of this 4269-nucleotide messenger RNA. RefSeq lists its product as uncharacterized. Gene Ontology annotation, molecular function: zinc ion binding; nucleic acid binding; aspartic-type endopeptidase activity. Gene Ontology annotation, biological process: proteolysis; DNA integration. The record is from RefSeq and is a predicted model, not a curated record. NCBI's taxonomy places the organism in Eukaryota, Metazoa, Chordata, Actinopteri, Beloniformes, Belonidae.